Molecule: messenger RNA, 1316 nt
Organism: Stegastes partitus (bicolor damselfish)
Lineage: Eukaryota; Metazoa; Chordata; Actinopteri; Pomacentridae
Gene: hoxa11b
Product: homeobox A11b
Exons: 2
Coding region: 64-897 (277 amino acids)
Biological process (GO): regulation of transcription by RNA polymerase II; anatomical structure development
Cellular component (GO): nucleus
Molecular function (GO): DNA-binding transcription factor activity, RNA polymerase II-specific; RNA polymerase II cis-regulatory region sequence-specific DNA binding
Source: RefSeq, a predicted model, not a curated record
UGGAGCGCAGCGACGCGGAGGAACUAUGCGAGGAUUAUUAUAGGACGUUUCCAACAGCAGAAUAUGGAUUUUGAUGAACGGAUCUCUGGCUCCAAUAUGUAUUUACCGAGCUGCACUUACUACGUCUCCGGAGCAGAGUUCUCGGGUCUCCCUCAUUAUUUAACCCAGAGCCAGUCCUCUUGCCCCAUGACAUACUCGUACCAGUCCUCAGCGCUGCCACAGGUCCCGUCCGUGAGAGAUGUGGCUUUCAGAGACUAUGGCAUUGAUACUUCAAGUAAAUGGCACCACAGCAGGGGGAGCCUGUCACACUGCUACGCUGAGGACAUCGUGCACAGGGACAGCUGGUCGAGCCCAGCCUCACGGGGGGGAGAGAUCCUGGUGAAAGGCGGCUCCGGCGUCAGCCACUCCAGCUCCUCCAACCCGGCGCCGGGCUUCUACGGCAGCGUUGGCAGGAACGGGGUCCUGCCGCAGGCUUUCGACCAGUUCUUCGACACGGCCUACGGGAGCGCAGAGAACAGCACAACGCCGACAGCACAGGCGCCGGACACGGACAGACACGCCAAGGCGAGCCCCGCUCCUGCGCACUCGGGCUCGGACACGGCGGAGAGCUGCAGCCCCAAGUCGUCCUCCGGCCACAGCGAGGAGAAGCAGAGCAAAAGCAGCAGUGGCCAAAGGACACGCAAGAAGAGGUGUCCAUACUCCAAGUAUCAGAUCAGGGAACUCGAGAGGGAAUUCUUUUUCAGCGUUUACAUCAACAAGGAGAAGCGUCUGCAGCUCUCACGGAUGCUCAACCUGACAGAUCGCCAGGUCAAAAUUUGGUUUCAAAACAGGAGGAUGAAGGAGAAGAAACUGAACAGAGACCGUUUACAGUACUACACCACAAACCCCCUGCUAUAAAAAAAGAAAAAAAAAAAGAAAAAAAAAACUGAACAAAGACUGCGGCCACUCACCCCCUCACAUCUAUAUCAUUACCUGAGCAGGAGGACGGGUUUUUCUAAUGUACCAGACUCCAUAAAGAAUUCUACUAUUCAUAUAUUAUUUUGUCAUUAAACACAAUUGGCUCUGUUAUUAUUAUUAUUAUUAUUAUUAUUAUUAUUAUUAUUAUUAUUAUUAUUAUUAUUAUUAUUGCUUGACAACAAUUUUCCAAAUUUGAAAGCACAGUGAUUGCGUAUUUGGGGUGUUUACGCACCAAACCACAUGUGUCUGAAUUCCCUUUAUAUUAUUUAACAAUACACACCGAGAUUACGAUACUGCAUUUUCAACAAAAAAUAAUAUGAUUUUUCUUCCUUAAAAUUAAACUUUAUUUCCCAAAUUCA